Saimiri boliviensis boliviensis (Bolivian squirrel monkey) is the source of this 912-nucleotide messenger RNA. RefSeq names its product centromere protein S (gene CENPS). Gene Ontology annotation, cellular component: Fanconi anaemia nuclear complex; FANCM-MHF complex. The record is from RefSeq and is a predicted model, not a curated record. Gene Ontology annotation, biological process: resolution of meiotic recombination intermediates; replication fork processing. Gene Ontology annotation, molecular function: chromatin binding; protein heterodimerization activity. Lineage: Eukaryota; Metazoa; Chordata; Mammalia; Primates; Cebidae.
UCCCGUCGCCCGCACCACGGCGGGAAAAUCCGACAGCUUACCACCGCCGCUCUCAGCCCUCGCGCGUUUGCCCGGGGUCGACCCGCAGAACCCGCAGAGAUGGAAGAGGAGGCGGAGGCCGAGGAGCAGCAACGAUUUUCUUACCAACAGAGGCUAAAGGCAGCAGUUCACUACACUGUGGGUUGUCUUUGCGAGGAAGUUGCCUUGGACAAAGAGAUGCAGUUCAGCAGACAAACCAUUGCAGCCAUUUCGGAGCUGACUUUUCGACAGUGUGAAAAUUUUGCCAAAGACCUUGAAAUGUUUGCCAGACAUGCAAGAAGAACCACAAUUAACACUGAAGACGUGAAGCUCUUAGCCAGGAGAAGUAAUUCACUGCUAAAAUACAUCACAGACAAAAGUGAAGAGAUUGCUCAGAUUAACCUAGAGCGAAAGUCACGGAAGAAAAAGAAGUCAGAGGAUGGAAACCACAAUUCAAGAGAGCUGGCCGAGGCUGGAGUAGUGGAGAGUGAGAAGUAAAGUCUCCUGCCACGUGGAAAAUGCACCUUGAACAGGGAGAGCGACCUGGAAAUGCGUACGGCUGCAAAGGGAACUUUGAAGGGAUAAGUAGUGAUUACAAAGAAAAAAAAGGCUAAAGUGGCUUUUGUGCUGAAUUCUCCACAUUGUUAACUGCAAAAGCUAGUUUAAGAGGACAGGAAAGUCAUAAGCAAAAUACUCCUGGGUCUCAUUCCAGCACAUAAAAACUGUGUGUAAUUGAAUGGUAUGUAUUGGAAAUGAUAUAUCUUGCAAUUAAAAUUGUGUGAGCAAUUAAACAUGGUUGACUUUUUCAAGCAAAAAUCAGUUAUUCAUCUUUUGAUGUGAUUUUCUAGGCUAAAUGACGAUCUCUGAAAGGUGAAUAAAACUGAAUUUAUUUAG